AACCGCAUCUACGGCUAGAAGGGGCUCUCGGAACCCCAACCCGCAGCUAACAAAGAGUCUGGCACUUCCUGCUCUCGCUCUUUUGCUUGGCUUCCUCUUCGCGGAGUAUUCUCCCGCAAUCUCGUCGUCGUUUUGCCAGUGUCUGUCAAGUAUCUCACCAUGACUGUCAAGAGGCGCAGUGGAGGUCGCAACAAGCAUGGCCGUGGCCAUGUCAACCCUAUCAGGUGCUCCAACUGUGGGCGCUGCGUUCCCAAGGACAAGGCGGUGAAGCGUUUUCUGGUGCGUAACAUCGUGGAGCAGGCCGCCGUUCGUGACGUGCAAGAAGCUUGCGUGUACGACGGGUACGUGCUUCCCAAGUUAUACGCUAAGAUGCAAUACUGCAUCUCUUGUGCCAUCCACUCGCACGUGGUGCGUGUGCGAUCUCGUGAGGCACGCAGAAUUCGUGAGCCUCCCCAGAGGUUCCGCCGCAAGGAGGACGGUCCCCCACGCGCCCCUGGUGCCCCAGGCGCCCGCCCUGGCGCUGCAGUCGCCAAGUCUUAAAGCGAUUGGCUAGGCUUCAUGUGGUUUCCAGGCUUUUGAAGAAGAAGAUCAAGUAAUAGAGUUCAGCAUUCAGCAGAUUGGUGUCAUUCUAUGAUGUUAUCAGCGAAAGUGCCACUUGGGUACAUCCCAGUUUGCUUUCUGCCUUUUAUCAUUUAAUGUCAAUCUGUUCUCAUA
Physcomitrium patens is the source of this 714-nucleotide messenger RNA. RefSeq names its product small ribosomal subunit protein eS26y. Gene Ontology annotation, biological process: translation. Gene Ontology annotation, molecular function: mRNA binding; structural constituent of ribosome. NCBI's taxonomy places the organism in Eukaryota, Viridiplantae, Streptophyta, Bryopsida, Funariales, Funariaceae. The record is from RefSeq and is a predicted model, not a curated record. Gene Ontology annotation, cellular component: ribosome; cytosolic small ribosomal subunit.